GAGCACCUGCUAGGAAGUUUCUUGACGUCCUGAUGCAGAUUCUGACAAGUGUGCUGUAUGAAAUUCACCCAAUCUGUGCUCGAGAAGUGGAGGAAGCUUCGAUGUUGGCUUUGGAAGUUCUGAACAAUGGGUAUCUUUCCUCGAAGUUAUACGCCUUGGAGUACUUCAAGAAAGUCUUCAGCAAUGCCGUGUCUGAACUCACUCCCACGCAGAAGACUUAUCAACUCCGUGUGUUGCUGGCCAUUGACAAUAUGCUGAAGAAAUUGCCUUUCUGGCUGAGUAUGGAGAAGAACAGAGAGAUUAUUGUACACAGAUUUAAAAAUACUGUCAUGGACAUCUUCGAAGUCUACAGGACGCUAAUCAGCGGUUCCCACAAAAAAGACUGCAAAAUGUUCCUCGUGGCUUUACUGCAGAUAAUAAGCACUUUCCAAUCUGUAAACGAGCGACUGAGUGAAAAAUGGAAAGACUGCGAUAAGAUGUUCAUCUAUGGAGAAGAGUUGAUUUCUCAUUCUUCUUUGGACCUUGAAGAAGAGCAGAUUAGAGAAAUCCUGGGUCUUAUGCUGAAGAACUAUCAAGUGAUAAAACUACUGGAAUUGACCGUAAUUAAGGAGGCCAAACAUGAAGUGGGAUUUUACGAUGUCUUCAAUGCGAGUCCAACUUGGAAAGAAAUCACACAAUUUUUAUCAACAAGGGCACACGAGCUUCCGGAUUAUCAGCUCUACUUUCGCGAGAUAAUGCGAAUAAGCGUAAAUGUCGCCCAGAAGAGUCAGAAGAAGUGCUUUGGAAGCACUAUCAACGCUAUGAUAGAUCUUUUCAAGCAAUUCACACUCACCGCAAAGUCUCCAGAUACCCGUCUCUUCAUUCUCAUUGCACAGGACUUUGUCUCCCUGCCGGAUUUCCGCGAAUCCGAUCAGGGCAGACAGCGUUUUGUCAUGGAAGUGAUUAUCUCACCACUAGCACUGUUCCUGAAGCGACAAUCGAGCAUUCUGCCUGCAGAUUUCGCAAAUUUAAUGCUGAAGAAGCAAUCAGUGUCGAACGACCAGAUGAAAAUGGAAUUUGUGAGUCUCAGAACGCUGUUUGGCAUUAGAGAGAAUGCAAUUUCCCACAAUCUCUUUGUGGAGGUGCGUGAAAUCCUGAAGACUGUUCUAUUGUCCUACCAAAAUCUCAGUUUUGACCUGCAUUUGUGUGUUAUCCCACUCAUUAACAAUGCCAUUCUGGGCAAACUGCUGAACUUGCAAGAGAUCCAUGAGAUUUUCAUUUCCAAAGUCUUGCAAGAGGAGAAAUACCACGUGUUCAUCGCACAGUGUCUCAAACAGCUCAUCUGCAUCCAGGCGGGACACAUUACGCUAGAGUGUAGCACUGUUAAACAUUGCAGCAACACUGGAGGACCAAUUGUGGAGUGUAAUCCAGAUUUCCUGGAUCCCUACUUAAAGCUCUUCGCAUCGAAGAACGACGAAGUGCUUUUUAACAUGAUUGAAUGCUUGGAGUCACUGGCCAUUCACUUCCCAAAGAAAUCACUCGAUAUCGCUUUGUGGACGCCUCUUCUGGAGCACGAGCAUUACAGCAUUCGGGAGAAAUUUGCAUACGCGCUGCCGCAACUUGUGGAGAAUGUCUACACACAUGUGGACAAUGAGAACAGGCGAGAAGAAAUGAUGCGAGCGUACCAACAGAUCUUAUUGGGAGUGAUCCAGAAGACCGUCUGGAAGAAGAAGACCAAGUACAAAGACAACCAUGCAACUCUUUUGCUGUUGGACAAGUUCACAGAAGUUCAGCGAUAUCCGGAGCAGACAUUUUUGCACUUCUUCAAGAUGAUCUUCAUAUUUAUCAUCAACACGGACUCUCAGGUGACUUGCGAUGCGGCGAUUCUGGGGCGUGAUAUGUGCAUCAGGAGAGGAAUAGCACCCAGAGACAUGCUGAACUGGUACAGAGAGGAUGUACUGAAGAUAACAGUGAGGCUGAGCGUGGAAGUCUUCAAGAGGAAAAACGUUGAAAUGCGCCAUGCUCUAAAUCAGGUGUCGACAAUGAUGGGAUAUUUGAGUACGAAAGAUUUCAUUCGGCAACACUUCAAAUUGAUCAUUGCAAUGCUGCUUCCGUAUUGCAUUCGGAAUAUGAAGUGCGAGAAACUCUUAGAAGAUGUGUGUAAGCAGAUGAAGAUGGAGCUCAAUGAGAUGCUAACUGUGGCUUUCGUGACAAUCUACACAUAUUUGUACCACACUCAAUCGACAGAGGUCAACAACAAGUGCAUAGAUUUUGUGAUUCAGCACACGGGUCAGUCACUUUAUCAUCUAAUGCACACGGACAUCAAGAGUACAAUCCCAGAAGUGCUGGUGUACUAUCACAAGAAUCCCAAUUUCGUUAUGCACGCCUUCAAGAGUCUACUGUCGAAGAACGAGGUGACGCUGAGCGGCAUGGCUGAUUACAUCUCUACGCGAUUCCUCGGCGUUCUGGUGACUUUUGAGAGUAUAAUCGUGAGUCCGGAGACAGAGAAGGCGCUGAAGAAGGAGACGUUGCAAAGUCUGGGCGAUAUUGUGAGAUUUAUGGGAUCAGAACACGUCACGCCGUACAGAUUCAAGAUCCUGACACUCUUGAAAACCGCCCUGAUGAUCGAGGAUGACGGCGUGAAGACGAUUACAGCAAGUGUGUGGACGAUAUUUCUGCGAACUGUGGAUGUUCAGUGUCUUGGACCACUCCUGAGCACGAUCAUUGUCUCUCUUGAGCCCCUGCUCGAGCAUCAGCAACAGCAGGUGGGCGAGAUCUUCAGGUAUCUCAUUAUAGAGAAUCGGAGUCUCUUGAGUGCUCAUUUUGGGGAGCUCUUCUUCAUUGAGGACACUUGCCUGGAGGACACUGUGAAGGCCGUCGUUAGCUCUCAGAGGCGCACGUUAAAGCAGAGCUUCGCUGAGGAGUUUGAUAUGUUCCGAAAACACGUCAACCAUGAGAAUUUGGAAGUGAGAACGCAUGGAUUCAAUCAUCUCUCAGAGUUGUUUGCUGAGAAUCGCACAGACUUGAAUAGGAUGGUAUUCGAUCAGCUGGGCAUUGAUUCCAUCCUCGUGGGCUGCAUUGACACGAUGAUGCAGGGAUGUCGACACAUCGAUGAGAAUCUCCAGCUGGCUUCUGGCGUGUGCUUGGGAGAAAUGGGAGCUCUCGAGCCGAGUCACUUGCCGCCAAAUUAUGCACCGCAGAAGCAGCUGGCACUUAGCGUUCACUCGGAUGAGUUUGCCAUCAUGGCUCUGGCAGAAUUGUGCAGAGCUUAUCAGUUCCAGAAGGAUUCACACCACGUGGACAGUUUUUCACUGGCUAUUCAGGAGAUUCUGCAGGCGCGCGGAGUUUGUCCGAAGCAGAGCAAGAAGCUGGCCGUGUGGCAAGCCAUUCCUGAGCGCAUGCGACAACUUAUGGAGCCUUUACUCACAUCGUGCUACAAAGGGACUAUUGUGAACAACAGCGCUGAGAUUCAUCCGGUGUUCGGCAGUUCAAAGUGUCAUAGUCUCAAACACUGGAUCUUCAUCUGGGCAUCGAAUAUGGUGUUUGGCAUUGAGGAUAAAUUCACAAAACAUCUUCUCAACUCCUUCCUGCCCAGCAUCAAACAUGAUAUGCAGACAAUGGCUAUGUUUCUGCCGUAUAUAAUUCUGCAAGGCCUGCUGCACUCCACUGAGGAGAAUCGCGGUAAGAUUGCCGAGGAGUUUAAGAAGGUCUUUGCCGCUGCAGCAAUGAUUGGGGACACUGACGACAUAUCGCAGAUUGAUUCGCACUGUCGAGGAGUCCGAUCGCUCGGAUUUGUGGCCACACACACAACUGUUACGCGCGAAUCGAAGGACGAAUUGGUGAUCAAGUGUGCAAAGAUGGCGUCCAAUCAACUGGACUUCCUGGAAACGUGGCUGCAGCAGAGCUCAAACACUCGCGAGAGCACAGUGAAGCAGUCCGAAAUGACGCUCGUGCGAGAAUUCAUUGAUCAGUUCGAUGGCAAACUUCUGGCACUGGCAAACUUCAAGUCAGGCGAAAAUGCACGCUCUCUGCAAUUCCUGGAGCAAUACAUCUCGCAGAAUCCCACCAAAUUGCAAGAGGAGCUGCCGCUGCUCAUGAAGAUCUAUGCUGAAUUGAUGGAUCCGGAUAAUGUGGAGGGGGCGAUUGGGUUGAUGAGGACGAAAUUGCCUCUGCCAGAGCAAAUCGCCAUGAACACAGUGACGGGAAGAGUGUCUGAGUCGUCUGUGUGCUUUGAGAAGCUGAUCCAAAUGGGCGAGAUCACACCAUCGCUGAUGAACAGCCUUGUACAAUAUUAUGUGGCGCUGGAUCAUCCAGAAACUGCUCUGCUCGUGUCUGAGAGUCUGCUGAAUAAGUUCCAGGACUUCAAUGUGGACAAGCUGACCCUGGAAUUGAGGGCAGAACCUCUGUGGCAAAUGGGAAGAUUUGAAGAGCUGGAUGACAUGAUCACCAGGACGGAAGUGGACGAGAGCGAUGGAUGGGGAAUUCGCUGUGGCGCUCUUUUGCUGGCAUAUCGCCAGGAUAAUGAGGAUUCUUUCACGUCUGAACUGAGGAAAGCAAGAUUGAGCAUCAUGAAGUCGCUAAAGUGUGCAGAGAUUGAGCAGAAUGCUUAUCAGAAGAGCUACUCUGAUGUCCAGAAGCUGCACAUGAUCACAGAGAUUGAGAAGGCGUUCACGAUAAUGAAGAAGUUGUCUGGGAAUGUGUCUGAGGAGCAGGGAAAACAUCUCAUGGAGGUGUUCUUCAAGGAUUGGGACGCUAGAAUCCAGCUUCUGCGGCCGUCGACGAGGAUUGUGGAGCCUGUCUUGCGACUGAGAAGGAUUCUCCUCACCCAGGGAAGAGAGGUCUUCAUGCAGAAUUCUAAUCGACCACUGAUCAAGAGCCUGGUCACCAGUACAAUUGACAAUGAGAUGGCAAAACUGUGGCACAAGAGCGCAGAACUGGCGCGCAAAGAAGGACUUUACCAGCAGGCGCAGCUCUAUCUCCUGAAUCUGGAGGAGUAUCGCAGGAAAGAUUCCUUUCUGGAGCGUGCAAAGCUUCUCUGGUCGCAAGGAGAUCAACCAAAUACUUUCCAGCUACUCGAGCAGGGACUCAAGAAUUUCCUAGAGGACGAAGGCGCCAGAAGUUUUAAGAAUCUUUCGCGCCAGGCGAAGAUAAUCUAUGCCGAGGGAAAGUUCCUAAUUGCCGACUACAAUGCAGAAUCCAUGAACAUUGAGACUGAGCUGAAUAUCGGUUACUUCCGUGAAGCUGUUGAGGCAUUUCCGGAGAGUGAGAAGACCCUGGUGCACUAUGCGCAGUUUCUGGACAAGAUCUUCAACUCGCUGCCAGAGGAGCAGCAAAUCGCCAUGAAGGGAACGGAUUUACUUAGGAACAUUAUGACAUUGUAUGGAAAAUCCCUGCAGUUCGGCUGCAAUUAUCUCUUCCAAUCCAUGCCACGAUUGCUCAGUAUCUGGUUGGAUUAUACAGCACUGCCGGUGGGAUGCGACAAGCGGGUGAGUAAGCAAUUGACAGAGCUUGCGCUGAAAUUCUCCGACACCCUGCCAUCGUACAUGUUCUUCACUGCCUUUUCUCAACUCGUGAGUCGCAUAUGCCAUCCGUCGACGGAUGUGUAUCAAGUGCUGCGCACGAUCCUCAUCAAGCUCAUCCAUGAUUAUCCACAGCAGUCGCUGUGGAUGAUCCUCAGCGUCCUGAAGAGUUCCUACCCGAGUCGCAGCAGGAGAUGCAUUGAGCUGCUGAACGAUCAGAGGCUCAGGGAGCAGCCAAUGCAGCGUCUGAUAUGCGACUUCAACAAAUUGGCUGAGAAGUUGAUUGAGCUGACCAACAAAGCCAUUCCCAGUCACAUGAAGGAUCCCAAAGUGUCCAAUUUAGUGCCUCAACUGGCACAAAUGUUCAAUGAACCCAACUUCUCCAGAAUUGUCAUCCCGGCACAGAAGUUUAUGCAGCCCGAACUGCCCAGUACGAGUGAGAGAGACGCCGCCUCGGCUAAUCACAACGCCUUCCCGCGAAGGAUGUACUACAUCCAGAGCAUGAGGAACAGCAUGGUCGUCCUGAGAUCGAUGCAGAAGCCACGGAAGGUUGUUUUGCUGGCAGAUGAUGGGCUGGAGUACAGCGUGCUGAUGAAGCCGAAAGACGAUCUCCGGAAGGACUUCCGUCUGAUGGAAUUCAAUGCCGUGGUGAAACAGUAUCUGAAGCAAGAUCCGGAGGCGCGGCAGCGUCGGCUGGGCAUUCGCACGUACGCCGUGCUGCCGCUGAAUGAGGAGUGCGGCAUCAUCGAGUGGGUGUCCAAUCUCACGACCCUGCGAAGCAUUCUGUUGGACAUCUACAAAUGUAAGAACUUGACCACUGACCAGUCGGACCUCAAGAGGAUCGAAGCGAAGAAGGAUCGCGAGACAAAAUCCGGGAAGACAGACAUCUUCGUCAAUAUUCUCUGCAAGCGACAUCCGCCCGUGUUCGCCGAGUGGUUCAAGAGCACCUUCACCACUCCCUUCAACUGGUAUCAGGCGCGUAGCUCCUUCAUCCGCACCACCGCCGUGAUGUCUAUCGUCGGCUACAUCCUGGGCCUGGGCGACCGCCACGGCGAGAACAUCCUUUUGGACCACACGAACGGCGACACGGUGCACGUGGACUUCAACUGUCUGUUCAACAAGGGAGAGUCACUGGGCGUGCCAGAAGUCGUGCCCUUCCGCCUAACGCACAACAUGGUGCAUGCCAUGGGACCUUUGGGCACAGAGGGGCUCUUCAGGAAGUGCUGCGAAGUGACGCUGCGCGUGCUGCAGAUGCAGACUUCGACACUGAUGUCCGUACUGCGACCGUUUGUCUACGAUCCUCUCGUGUCGUGGAACAAGAACAGCAAGGACAGAUCGGAUGGCACGCGCGAGCGGACAGAUCCUCAGGCCCUCACCAAUCUCAACCACAUUGAGGAGCGUCUCAAGGGAUUCGUGAAAAUCAACGGGCGGCUCGCCAAGAUGCCUCUGUCGACGGAGGGUCAGGUGAACUUUGUGAUAAAAGAGGCCACGAAUGUGGACAAUCUGGGCGCAAUGUACAUCGGUUGGGGCGCCUACUUGUAAAGCUGCCAUUCCAA
Messenger RNA from Phlebotomus argentipes, 7054 nucleotides. Its product is annotated as serine/threonine-protein kinase ATR-like. Gene Ontology annotation, biological process: DNA damage checkpoint signaling; protein phosphorylation; telomere maintenance. Gene Ontology annotation, molecular function: protein serine/threonine kinase activity; protein binding. The coding region runs from base 33 to 7040 and encodes 2335 amino acids. Lineage: Eukaryota; Metazoa; Arthropoda; Insecta; Diptera; Psychodidae. The record is from RefSeq and is a predicted model, not a curated record. Gene Ontology annotation, cellular component: nucleus. The transcript is spliced from 4 exons.